Messenger RNA from Mytilinidion resinicola, 889 nucleotides. RefSeq lists its product as uncharacterized. Gene Ontology annotation, cellular component: extracellular exosome; endoplasmic reticulum-Golgi intermediate compartment. NCBI's taxonomy places the organism in Eukaryota, Fungi, Ascomycota, Dothideomycetes, Mytilinidiales, Mytilinidiaceae. The record is from RefSeq and is a predicted model, not a curated record. Gene Ontology annotation, molecular function: calcium ion binding. The transcript has 2 exons. The coding region runs from base 83 to 706 and encodes 207 amino acids.
CGUCAACACUCCUUUCGUUAAUUGCCUUUCUAGCAGUCUCUUUUCGAACGACACCAUUCAUUUAACGAAUUCUGUUUCCACGAUGAUCAUGCGACUAUGCCUGCAGCGCGUUUCCGUGCUUCUCCUUCUUCCAGCGACCUUGCUGCCCGGAGCACUCGCCCACGGCGGCCAUGAACAAAUCCCAAUCGCAGACGACGCAGACUGGGCAACGAGACACAUGGCUGAGGAGCACCACAUCUCCUCCUUCGACGCCGGCGUCUUCUUCACCCUCCACGACUACGACUCCACGGGCAACUGGUCUCCCGACGACGUCCGCCGCACCUACGGCCUCAUGGACGAAUCCACCGCCUCCAUCUCCGAAGAUCGCAAAGCCUUCGUCGUGAAAACCGUCAUGGACCUCUACGACACGGACAAAUCCGGCGGCAUCUCCUUCGCGGAAUUCACAAUCGCCUACGCCAAGGGCACAGUUCUGCCGGAUUUCGGAAUGGGCCCGGGCCAUCAUGGAGAUGAUGAGUACGAGUAUGAGAUUCACCAUUUCGAGAAGUAUCAUGGGGAUGAUGCGAAGGAGGAGGACCUGAUACAUCCCGAGGAUAUUGCGCAUUUUGCGAAACAUGAUCGGGAGGAGGAUGAGAGGGAUGAGUGGGAGGCGAAGGAGAAGGCUGGGAUUGUGGAGGCGAACAUUCCGGCGAAGUUUAGGAGGGCAUGAAUAUGAGAAUGGCGAUUCAUUUGGCAUGCGGGAGUCGUCAAGCGUGUAAGCUGGUGUUUGGUGAGCGAUUUAGUGAUGAACAGUUCAGCGAGCGGGCUAUUCGUUGGUCUGGCAUGAGGCAGAGUCUCUAGGAGAGCUCUGAUACCAUCUUGAUUGAUGGGAUGUAUUAUAUUCUGGUUGGUG